Messenger RNA from Glycine soja, 1367 nucleotides. Its product is annotated as protein SRG1-like. The transcript is spliced from 2 exons. Bases 204 to 815 code for a protein of 203 amino acids. NCBI's taxonomy places the organism in Eukaryota, Viridiplantae, Streptophyta, Magnoliopsida, Fabales, Fabaceae. The record is from RefSeq and is a predicted model, not a curated record.
GAACAGAAGAAAUAGUAGCUAACUUUACUCUCAGACACGUUUCAGAUAACCAUGAACCGAGUAAUGAAGACAACAUGAACAUGAUAAGAAUUAAGAAAACCAGCCUCAUUCGUUAAUUUGUAGUGGCAAAAAGCCUUGAUAUUGCUCACUAUCCCUUCUUUAUUCAGUCUUCAUUAUCACACUCAUCACGCACUUUCUCUAACAUGGCUUCAACCGCUUCUGAGGUUAGCCAACAAGUACAAUCCAAUAACAGAACAAGUUUCACAAGUGUGAAAGCACUAACUAAAUCACCAGAACUCACUUCCCUCCCACCCUCAUACACAACCACCAAUUCAGAUGAUGAAAUAGUGGCAGACCCAGAUGAAGAUGAUCCAAUUCCCAUCAUUGACUAUUCUCUCUUAGUUACUGGCACACUUGAUCAACGUGCCAAGACCAUCCAUGACUUGCGCAAGGCUUGUGAGGAGUGGAGGUUCUUCAUGCUCAUCAACCACUUUGUGUCAAAGACCAUCUUGGAGAAGAUGGUUGAUGAAAUUUUUGCUUUCUUCAAUCUUAGAGAGGAGGAGAAGCAAGAGUAUGUUGGUAAGGAUGUGAUGGACCCUGUAAGGUAUGGCACCAGCUCCAAUGUUUCGAUGGACAAAGUCUUGUUCUGGAGGGAUUUUCUUAAAAUCGUGGUGCACUCGGAAUUUCACUCACUUGACAAACCACCUGGGUUCAGGUUAAUUAGGCAAGUUUGUGAAGUGUUGAUUUUCACCCUCUCGCUAAGCCAAUCUUCCGGCUUAACGAGCCAUCCGUUGAGCACAACACUCCUCGGCUGAGCGCGAGGAAGAAUCUGGGAGAAGGAUGAGCUGUGCAUUUGCGUUAAGUGAAGGGUCAUCCAGAGAAGCACACCACUUCAGUCCAUCCGCUGAGUGAGAAAAACACGCGCUAAGUCGAAAUCCACUAAUGAACGCUAAGCGGUUCAGAGUUGGGCUAAGCGCGCAAGCAGGAACAAAGCCACUUAUUUAAGCUUGAAACCAAAAUUUGGAGUGGAGUUUGGGCCUUUUCUUGAAGUUGCAUGUCUAGGGUUUUCUAGAGAGAGAAAGGUCCAAGUUCUAGAGAGUUUGAGAGAUUUUGCAGUGUGAAGACCCGCAGAGAAUUGAGCUUGAAGAGGAAGUCGCAUUAAAGAGCUUGAGAUAAGUUUGUGAGUGAUUGUGAGGUCCUAGAGGUGGAGGAGACAUCCUCACCACUUGUAUUUCUUCAAUCCUUCAUCUUUCUCUUCUUUUUGUUGUAAAGGAAGCUUCCUAGUUAUGGAGAGCUAAAUCCUCUGUUGGUUCUUCCUUAUAGGUACUUGAUGUAAAUACCUGUAUAUCUAUUUAAUGAUGUUUUGU